GUAGGGCAUACAGCCGCUACUCCUUCCCUUGGCUAUUCCCAGGCCUGGGCCUCCCCCAGCGCCUCGCGCGCGCCCCCGCCGUCCGCGCCGCAGUCCGCGUCCGCCUAGCCCGGCUGCCCCGGCUGCGGCUCCGGCUCCAGCUCUGCGCGCCUCUCCCAAGCUGGCUCGCGGGAGCGAGCAAGGGAGGGGACCGCAGCGGGCGCCCGAGGGCAGGAGGAGUCUAGCUCUGCGCCGCCGACAGGCGGGCCCCUGGCUGCCGCAGCAGCUGCCGGUGGCCCGGAGGUGCCAGCCCGCGUGCGCGGGGUGGCUUAGCCACAGGGACGGUGGGGCCCGGGCCGCGGCCGCCGGCGAGGGAGAGCUUGCAGGCGGCAUGGCGGGGCUGCGGGCCAGGCGGGGCUCCCGGCUGCUGGCGCUGUCUGUGCUCUGCUUCUGCCUAAUGUUGCAAGUCAGAGCCAAGAGGCCCCCCAAGACGCCCCCCUGCCCGCCCAGCUGCUCCUGCACCAGGGACACCGCCUUCUGCGUGGACUCUAAGGCAGUGCCCAGGAGCCUACCCUCGGAGGUCAUCUCCCUGACCCUGGUGAAUGCUGCCUUCUCAGAGAUCCAGGAUGGAGCAUUUUCCCACUUGCCGUUGCUGCAGUUCCUGUUACUCAACUCCAACAAGUUCACACUGAUUGGAGACAACGCCUUCACAGGACUGUCACACCUGCAGUACCUCUUCAUUGAGAACAAUGACAUCUGGGCAUUAUCCAAGUACACUUUCCGAGGCCUCAAGUCCCUGACACACCUUUCACUGGCCAAUAAUAACCUCCAGACACUACCCAGAGACAUCUUUCGGCCCCUGGACAUCCUGAAUGACUUGGACCUGCGGGGCAACUCCCUCAACUGUGACUGCAAGGUGAAGUGGCUGGUGGAGUGGCUGGCACACACCAACACCACAGUGGCGCCCAUCUACUGCGCCAGCCCACCCCGCUUCCAGGAACACAAGGUGCAGGACCUGCCACUGCGGGAGUUCGACUGCAUCACCACGGAUUUUGUGCUGUACCAGACCCUGCCCUUCCCAGCAGUGUCGGCUGAGCCCUUCCUUUACUCCAGUGACCUCUACCUGGCUCUUGCCCAGCCAGGUGUCAGUGCCUGCACUGUCCUCAAGUGGGACUAUGUUGAACGGCAGCUCCGAGACUAUGAUAGAAUCCCAGCCCCCUCAGCAGUGCACUGCAAGCCGAUGGUGGUGGACAGUCAGCUGUACGUGGUGGUGGCUCAGCUGUUUGGUGGCUCUUACAUUUACCACUGGGACCCCAACACCACACACUUCACCAAGCUGCAGGACAUCGACCCACAGCGCGUGCGCAAGCCUAAUGACCUAGAGGCCUUCCGCAUUGACGGUGACUGGUACUUUGCUGUGGCUGACAGCUCCAAGGCAGGUGCCACCAGCCUCUACCGCUGGCACCAGAAUGGCUUCUACUCCCACCAGGCCCUGCACGCCUGGCACCGUGACACUGACCUUGAGUUUGUGGAUGGCGAGGGCAAACCACGCCUGAUUGUGUCCAGCAGCUCCCAGGCACCUGUCAUCUAUCAGUGGAGUCGCACCCAGAAGCAGUUUGUGGCCCAGGGUGAGGUGACCCAGGUGCCUGAUGCCCAGGCUGUGAAACACUUCCGUGCUGGUCGCGACAGCUACCUGUGCCUCAGCCGUUACAUCGGUGACUCCAAGAUCCUGCGCUGGGAGGGCACCCGCUUCUCCGAGGUGCAGGCCCUGCCCUCCCGGGGCUCUCUGGCUCUCCAACCCUUCCUCGUGGGUGGCCGCCGCUACCUGGCCCUGGGCAGUGACUUCUCCUUCACCCAGAUCUAUCAGUGGGAUGAGGGGCGACAGAAGUUUGUACGGUUCCAGGAGCUGGCUGUGCAGGCCCCACGGGCCUUCUGCUAUGUGCCUGCCGGGGACGCCCAGCUGCUCUUGGCCCCCAGCUUCAAGGGACAGACGCUGGUGUACCGACACGUGGUGGUGGAUCUCAGUGCCUAGGGGCAUGCAAAGCCUUUGGGCUCCUCAGGUGGCUUCUGGGUGCUGGGUAGGAGCCUCCAUGAACAGCAGAUGUGCCCCUGUGAAGACACGUGUGUCUAACCUGCACCUGUGCCCUUGAGUACACACCCCCCCCAGUGGGCACAGCAUACCCCAUGUGUUGGCCCAGGGGAGCCACUUACUGUCUCUAUUGGCAGCAUGAGCUCCUGCAAACACAAGGCACACCCAGAACCCUGAACAUCUGUGUCCUCCAUUCUGCCUGCAGGCCCCCUCACUCUGCUGCCUUCCCCACACUCUGCCUCCCUGUCUCAUGCGUAUCUGUGGUGCCAGUGGGGUACUGGAAAGAGGGGUGACCGGACCCUCCUGUCGCUAGGCUUCUCCUUCUGACCCUCCGGUCUCUCCUGUCGGUGUUCCGGGCAUUUGUUUACCUGCUCGGGUUUCCCACUGCAGCCCGUGGCUGUUCUGGGUGCACUCACCCCUGCCUGCCCUUGCUGCACACACUCGUGGACUCUGAACGGGCACACUCAGUUCCCUCUCUGUCUAUACUCCCCUUGUUGUACACUGCGCAUAGAGGGGCCCACUCUGUUCCCCUGCCUCUGUGCUUAGAGGGGCCACAGUACCUGUCCCUCCUCCAUUCACCCCCAUAUGCUCACCCCACAGCUGAUAAGAAAUGGGGACAGUGGUGCCAGCCUCAGAGAGCCAACAUGGCCUCCUGGGGGCAAGACCCCUCUGCCCAAGGCAAUAAUAAAGACAGCCUCAGCAGAUUCUGGGCGCUGUCCAGUGCUGGUCUCUGUUCUCAGUGGAGUUUCCUUCAUUGCCCUGAAUCCCAGGUUCAUGAGGCCCCCUCAGCUGAAAACCUUUUUGCUUUUCUUUCUGUAGCUGUUGCAUCCUCAGGCUGGGACCAUCCCCUGGUUCCCCCAUCUUUGGGAUGUGGCCUCUGAGCUGUGCUGGCUUCUUGGGUGGGUGUAAGAGUUAGACAAGUUCAAGUGACGAGAAGCUGCAAGCGCCCGAGCUACCUGUGACGGUGCCAGAGGUGUAUUUGGCUCCUGGCACUGCAGGAGCACAGCCUUUCAGAGGAUGGGGUGAGGGGCCUGUGGGAGGCACCCCAGGAACUGAACUGCUGCUGCCCUCUGCUGUCUGCUGGGCCUGGACUGCUCUGAGACACCAGGCUGGUGCAAAAGGUACCCAGAUCGGGUGUCGCUCCUUGUGGCAGGGCGCCAAGACACUGGGGGGGCAAUGCUGUGAUUCACUACCUUCAAAUAAAAAGUUCCCACCCUGU
Nycticebus coucang (slow loris) is the source of this 3287-nucleotide messenger RNA. RefSeq names its product leucine rich repeat LGI family member 3 (gene LGI3). Gene Ontology annotation, cellular component: synaptic vesicle. The coding region runs from base 371 to 2011 and encodes 546 amino acids. The record is from RefSeq and is a predicted model, not a curated record. The transcript is spliced from 8 exons. Gene Ontology annotation, biological process: regulation of exocytosis. Lineage: Eukaryota; Metazoa; Chordata; Mammalia; Primates; Lorisidae. Gene Ontology annotation, molecular function: protein binding.